This is a messenger RNA of Diutina rugosa, 1140 nucleotides long. RefSeq lists its product as uncharacterized. Gene Ontology annotation, molecular function: aspartic-type endopeptidase activity. The record is from RefSeq and is a predicted model, not a curated record. NCBI's taxonomy places the organism in Eukaryota, Fungi, Ascomycota, Pichiomycetes, Serinales, Debaryomycetaceae. The transcript has a single exon. Bases 1 to 1140 code for a protein of 379 amino acids. Gene Ontology annotation, biological process: proteolysis.
AUGGUUUUCUUUCUCUACCCGUUCAUGGUCUCUCUUGCCGCCGCGUUGGUGGUGAGAGACCAAGCUCCCAAGCCGCUCUCUUACACUUUGGAACAACACCCCAAAAAGGAGUUGGUGCAAACUUUUGCCCCUACUUCUAAAAGAGAUGGUUCCCAAAGUCUGAAGCUUUUCGUUGACAGAGGAGAAUUUGUGAUUAACUUGGGGAUCAUCGACAAAGACCAAAAAUUGGGGUUUGCGUUUGACACUGGCUCUUCAGACUUGUGGGUUGACGCUUCCAAGUUGAAGAACAAAAAUGGGUUCACCAAGAACGGCCAGGAGUUCGACAUUUUCUACAGUGACUCGUCGUACGUGAAGGGUGAGUACGGUACCUCGUCGGUGUGGCUCGAGAACGGCGUCGAAGUUAAGGACUUGCAAUGGGCCUUGGCCAACGAAGUUGAAAUUGGGGGCUAUGAAUAUGGUGGCAUCCUCGGGGUCGGCAAGGAAGACCUCGAGGCGCUGUACAAGCACAACAACGUCAGCUACCCCAACUUCACCCAGAAGUUGAAGGAUGACGGGUUGAUCGGCUCCAACUCGUACUCAUACUUCCUCAACAAGACCAACGCCACCACGGGCUCCGUCGUGUUCGGUGGGCGUGAUCUUGCUAAGGUGAAGGGUCCAGUUGCCACCAUCACCCCCAACACCACCGACGUCGACUCCCAGUACGACUCGGUCACCGUCUCUAAGUUCACUGACGAUAAUGGCGGCGAGGCCCCUGAGCUCGAAGUGGUGUUGGACACCGGCACCACCUUGUCCUACGUCCCCUUCGACACCAUCGAUGCGUUGAAGGUGCCUGGGGUCAGUAUCGACGUCAACCACUAUGUCAUCACCUGUGACCAGCCUGAUGAUAAGUAUGUGUCGUUCUGGUUUGGCGACGUCCAAAUAAAGGCCAGUUACAACGACUUAGCUGUCCGUGAGUACGAUGACGACGGCAAGUUUACCGGCAGAUGUCUUUUCGGUAUCCAGGGCAAGCAAUGGCCAGAUCCCCAGACGCUUGGGCAAACGUUUUUGCGCAACGCUUACAUCACCGUCAACCAUGACGAAAACCAGGUUUUGAUUUCUGAUGUCAACUACACCGACGAGGAGAACAUCGUCGCCAUCUAG